AUGGCAGAGACCUCGGACGAUACACCCGUCCCAUCAGACGGCCAGUUGUCACCUCAAUCAACAGCAUCCGGGCGCGACCCCUCUAGGCCUGCUAAACGACAACGACGCGUUGCAUUAGCAUGCCAGCGAUGUAAAACGCGCAAACAACGAUGCGAUGGCGGGCAUCCCAAGUGUACAUCGUGCUCGAAGACCUCGAACGAGUGCGUGUACGUUUUCCAACCUGCAGGCGCGACGCAUCACAUCAAAGCGCUUGAGGAAAGGGUCGCCGAGCUCGAGACCGCUCUGUCGUUCUAUGGCGCAGCAGAAGUAGGCGAUGACCACUUCCGCAUCGCCAAGCUCAUGCCACAGGAAGGCGCUGGAUCCGAGAAUGGGAACGAUGUAUUCGUUGCCAUCAGAGAUCUUUCACUGGCAGCUUCGGGACAUUAUGUUGGCGGAACAUCAUCGCUGUCCAUUGGCAGAGUUCUCAAUUCGAUCGUGCAGAGUCAGCAGCCAACAGAUAGCGGGACGAUCGAUCGUGAUGGCCCGAGUAUUGAGGACCCAUCCCCAAGGUCGCUGCACGACGCGAGACUGGAGCAGAUGGUCAACCUGACCUCGAUGGACAGCAACACGGCAGACAGACUGAUCGUCGGUUGGCAUCGACACAUCGCGACGCGAUACCCCAUCAUCCAUACUCCGAGAGUCACCUGGUUGCAUGCGAAUCGGGCACGAUUGACCAAUUUGCACGACAAGUGCGUAUUGAACCUGAUUUACGCUGUCAGCGGUCGAUGGCUCGAGUCCUCUGGCGAGGGUGGAUACUUCUUCAGUGACAAGCACUACGAUAUCGCAUACCAAGAGAUGAGCUCGAUCUUGAAGCUGAGGGACUCCCGAAGCCUCGACUAUUUGCUGUUGCUGACGCUUUACUGCACUCGAGCACCACGAGAUCCAGGAGCAUGGACCUUCAUCGGCCUCGCUAUCCGCCAAUGCAUCGAGCUCGGUCUUCACAGGGAUCGUCACGAAUCAGGUCCGACGAUAGAUGGCGAGAUGGCUAAGCGCCGCUUCUGGGCUGCAUACUUCUUGGAAAGAGACAUUUGUAUAGCGAUUGGCAGACCAUUCUCCCUCAGCGACCAUGACAUCGAUGCACCGCUCCCUUUGGACGUCAACGAAAACCUAGACGACGAGGAAGAGCUCCGAAGAGUAUGGCAGGAGACUAUGGGAACAGGAUCGACAGGCCGUAGCCGCAGAACCUCAAAUUUGUCGCCCUUCAUUCAUCGCACAAAGCUGAAGCGGAUCGAGUCCGAAAUCCAGAGUGUGGUCUACCGGGUUGAUCAAGCUGAUCAGGCAUCUGAUGCUACCAUAAUGGAUUUCCUUGGCCGACUGGAGCAGUGGCGAGCUGACAUCCCCGCGUCUGCUCAGACAUUCAAGCCUCAGCAGCACUCCGGUCCGUAUGACGGAUUGGAGUUCUUCACCAUCCACUAUCACAGGACUGUACGAUUCCUGCUGUACCCGCGGUUGACGACGACACCGAAUAUGCACUACCUCAAGCUAUGUGCCCAGGCUUGCUCCGGUAUCAUUAGCGACUACCGUCGUUUGCAUCAAGUCUUCCCUGUCGGUUUCUCGGCACUAUCAAUCCAGUCAGUCUUCCUUGCUGGUCUGACGCUGGUCUACUGCGCUUGGCUCAGUCCAGGAUUCGUUGAAGUCGAAUCCUCGUUCGCCGAUUGUCAGCUACUGUUGUAUGUGAUCACGGAGAGGUAUCCAUCUGCGAAGAAAUAUCGGGACAUAUUCGAGCGUCUGCGUAACGCUAUCAGAGAUCUCCUUCAGACUGGCAAUCAUCAGCCUGGAGCUCCUGUUCCGAGCCUAGCACUAGAUCCUGCGAUGUUGCAACAUGACUUUGCGGACUUGCUAGGACAAGAGAGCACGAUGGGAGGGUGGGCUGCACAUUCAGGCAUUGGCACUGACUUCACGCACAUGAUAAACACUAUGACUGGUGCGAGUGGCAAUGUGUUCGAAGGCAAUAUGUGGUCACAGCCUAUGAGUGGUGGGCAACAACUUUACAAUGGACAGGGCUACAUGGAGAUAUGA
Messenger RNA from Cyphellophora attinorum, 2058 nucleotides. RefSeq names its product putative transcriptional regulatory protein. The coding region runs from base 1 to 2058 and encodes 685 amino acids. Gene Ontology annotation, biological process: positive regulation of transcription by RNA polymerase II; DNA-templated transcription. Gene Ontology annotation, molecular function: DNA-binding transcription factor activity, RNA polymerase II-specific; zinc ion binding; sequence-specific DNA binding. The record is from RefSeq and is a predicted model, not a curated record. The transcript has a single exon. NCBI's taxonomy places the organism in Eukaryota, Fungi, Ascomycota, Eurotiomycetes, Chaetothyriales, Cyphellophoraceae.